Clonostachys solani is the source of this 993-nucleotide messenger RNA. The record is from the annotation of a GenBank genome assembly. NCBI's taxonomy places the organism in Eukaryota, Fungi, Ascomycota, Sordariomycetes, Hypocreales, Bionectriaceae.
AUGAAGUUCUUCAAUCUUGCUCUGGCGGCCCUGCCCAUGGCUUCCGCCGUCAAUGUUCGCGCCAACAGCACUCCUGCUACUCCCAGCAACAGCUUGGCCACCCCAACCCCGGCCUCUUCGAGCAUCAACAUCUGCGAGGGUCCUCAUACUUUCAUUCCUCUCUCCUCGGGCGGCGCCACUCCAGUCUCAAGCAGCGUUCGCGCUUCAUCAGUUUCCACCAGCGCCGCUCCCGCCAACACCUUGAUUGGUGGAGGCAAUACUGAUGCUUACUGCCCACCCAAGGACGAUCUCCCUAAUGGUUUCAUUCCUAUCGGAGGAACCUCACGUCCUGCCUCUAGCUCUACCUCCAAGCCUAGCACUCCCAGCAGCAGCGCAACUGGCACGGCUUCCACUUCUGCUGGUGCCAAUGGUGAUGGCAAGUCCUCGACCAAGGCCACCGGUGGCAGCGGCACCGUCCCUACUCAGACCAGCAAGCCUGCCAUUACCGACCUCCCCCUUUCAACAAGCACCUACACUGCUACCCAGACUUAUACCAUCACCAAGUGCCCGCCCGAGGUCACCAACUGCCCCGUCGGCUCCGUCACAACCGCCACUGUGACCCAGUACACGACUUAUUGCCCGGCCAUCAGCACCCCGCUGACUUACACGGUCACCACCACCGUCGCCUGCAAGUCUUGCCAGGGCGGACAGACAACCACUCCUGUCGUUGUCACCAUUGUUCCAGCACCCUCCAGCUCCAAGUCUGGCUCAACCACCACCCUGGGCGGCAACUCUCCUGUUGCUCCCUCAUCGGUUCCCGCUGCUCUGUCGCCGAGCUCUGCUGCCAAUCGCCCGGGUUCCAACGGCACCUUCACCUCUGCCCAGCCUUCAGCUAAUGCCACCGCCUCUGGAAACCGUCCCGCCGCUUCCGGUCCCACUUCUGGCGCUGCUUCUUGGGGCGUCCAAGGCCUUUUCGCAAUUGUUGCUGGUGCUUUGGUUGCUGCCCUCCUGUAA